UUUCUCUCACUCUAAAAAUUUAUUUGUUUUUAUCAUGCUACUUUUUGUGGGUUCAUUGCUUUAUCCCCUGGUUAAUCUUUGUUUUCAUUAAUGUUGUUCUUUUUAUUUUAAUAUUUUGUUCCAUUUAUGUUUUUUUUAAUUAAUUAAUUUUUCUGUCUCUAUAGCUGUUAAGAUGUCAGAAAAUGCUAGAAAUGCUAUGAUAGAGAAAUGCUUAUUAGGAUCAAGCCACCAACUGUGGAGAAAUAGAGUAAAAGAGCUUGGACAAUGGGUGAGGAAGGAGUUUUCCAUGUUUGUGGGAAUAGCUGGGAUUUCAAGCUGUGUGGACAUCACUGCUUUUGGUCUUGGUUGGUUUGCUGUUGGACUUAAAAGGAGGAGAAGUUUUAGUCCUUUUUCUAUCUAUGAAGCAAUUGGCGUUGUUCUUCUUAAUUCAUUGAUUCCUGAUAGAUCACAGAUUUUUUAUGUGGCAGGUUUUACAGUCUCAAAGAUUGUAUCCAAGGCAGACAAAGCUUCAAAUAGUUCAGUGUGCGCUAAAGUGAGAAGACAAGGAAACAAAUCAUCACAAAAGAAUUCUGUUUCUUACUCUCUUUGUGUACUCUGUUUUGCUCUGUUUGCAUGCUCUUGUUUCUCACUUUCCAACUUAUAAUUUAUUGAUGAAUUAGCACACAACUCUAGUGUGACUCUAUUGGGUUGCCAAAGAGCUUCUUGGUGAGUUUCGUGAGGUCUCUCACAGUCUUUUGUUCGAAGGUUGGUGGUUCAUGGUCAUGGGUUUCAUCCUGUGGACCCCGGAAUUGACACCAUAAAAAUGCUACAUCAACUUGGAGGUGAUGAGGUUCUCUUCUCUGAGCAAGUCUCUGGUUAACCUUCAUUUCAGUUGGUGCUUGAUGGGAUAGAGAGUCUCCCUAUUCUUGGUUAUGGUUAAACUUUAUGGUGAAAAUAAUAUUAAUAAGGUGGAAUUGAUGUUUUCCAUUGGCAAAGGAUUUUGAAGAUCCAAAAGGAGAAGACUCGGAUGAUGUUGAAUCCCAAAAGAGGACUGCGCUUGGAGCCUCCUUGGAACUUUCAUGUUUGUAUGAGACAAUCAUCCCACGGGCCUAAAGACAUGGAGGGGUAAAAAGUUAAACAAAAAUAGAUUCAUAUGGCAUUAAUUAUAUAAAUUAUAGACUUUUUGUUUUUAAUUUUUUUUAGGUAAUCAAAUACUAUAUGUUUUCUCUAGUGGACCACCAUAUGAUAUAUAGCUUUUAAUAGCUAAACAUAUUGUAGGGACUGCCCCAUCACCAAUAAAUAGAUAUGACUUAUG
Messenger RNA from Ziziphus jujuba (common jujube), 1294 nucleotides. RefSeq lists its product as uncharacterized. The transcript is spliced from 2 exons. Gene Ontology annotation, cellular component: mitochondrion. The coding region runs from base 173 to 643 and encodes 156 amino acids. The record is from RefSeq and is a predicted model, not a curated record. Lineage: Eukaryota; Viridiplantae; Streptophyta; Magnoliopsida; Rosales; Rhamnaceae.